Molecule: messenger RNA, 1830 nt
Organism: Propithecus coquereli (Coquerel's sifaka)
Lineage: Eukaryota; Metazoa; Chordata; Mammalia; Primates; Indriidae
Product: putative neuroblastoma breakpoint family member 7
Exons: 14
Coding region: 1-1830 (609 amino acids)
Source: RefSeq, a predicted model, not a curated record
AUGGACGUCCGGGAAAACAACAGGGACCUGCGCUCCCAGCUGGCACAGGCUAAACAACAGAUCCUAGACCUCAGGGAGAAGCUGAAUAUUUCCGAAUCGACGGCCUUCUCCCUGGCCAACCAGCUGCAGAAAUAUAAGUGUGAGGAGUGCAGGGACGUUCUGGAGGCCGUACUGGGGCAGAGGCUGGAUUUCUGGGAGGAGGAGCACGCAGAGACACCAACCCUGGAGGACAAGCUCAGGGAAGCCAAUAUGGUCAUCGAACAACAGGCCCGAGAGCUCACCCAAUUGAGGCAGUUGUUGAAAGAGGGGAGAGAUGGCUCAUUUCUGCUCAAGGAACAUCUGAAGGCCCUCUUCACGCAAGACAACCCUGACAACUGCCAGGGGCAGGGCCUCCGUGAGCACCUGGCGGAGGGGCGCAGGCUGGCAGAGCACCUCGCCCGCACGCUCAGCCCAGAAAACCACGAAGAUGAGGAGGAUGAGAAAGAGGAAGCACCACCAGCCCCUAGGCUGAUCAGAGAGGUCCAGGAGCAGGAGAAGGUGAAUGGAAUCCCGCAGGACCCCCUGGAUGAUGGCCACCCGACUUCUCCCAGUCACCAUGACCUGUGUGACACCCACCAGCCUGCCUGCACCAGUGCCAUCCUGUUUGCACCUCAAAAUGAUGAGAAGCAUGAGGAAAGACCAGAGCCCAUGGAGCCCAGCCUCAGCAGGGAGAGGGAGGAGAUGAAUCCCACCCAGCAGCCCUCACUGCGUGAGCAGCGUCUCACUCUCUCCAGUGGCCACGACUUCUCUGAUUCCUGCCACCCUUCCAACAGCACUGCCUUGCUGCCUGAUGAGGGAGAAGUCUGCGCCUCCCCGGAUAUAGCUGAAAGUCAAAGUGAGAACACUUGCAAGGAUAAGGAUGGAACAGAGCCGAUGCCCUCCAGCAGGGAGCUGUGGGAGAAGGACUCAGUGGACAAACUGGGACAGCAUUCCUUAGAUGCUUCCUACUUGUCACCUUCCAGCGGCCAAGACUUCUUUGACACCUGCCGGGCUCCGGACAGUCCUGCUUUCGUGACUGAUGACAUCUGGGCUGCUUGGGAGGCAGAGAAAAACCUACACGAUUCUAAGGAUGAGGAAGGGCAGGAGCCAGCGGCCCCCAGGAAAUACCACGUCAUCAUUCAGGAUCAGGCGCAACAGCUGACGCAGCUUCGCCAGAAGUUGCGGGAAGGAAGAGAUGCCUCCUCCUCACUCAGUCGCCAUCUCGAGGCCCUCCUCACACAGGAGGACAGUGUCAACUACCAGGAGGAACUGGAGGAGGGGCGUAGGCUCGCAGCAUGUCUUACCAGCAUGAUCAGCCCAGAGAACUGUGAAGAUGAGGAAGAUAAAGAAGAUCUAGAAUCACUGGCCUCCAGUGUGUACAGUGAGCCGCAGGAGGACACAGGGAUUGGAGGACUGUCACAGGCACUGACUGAGCAGGAUGUCCCUCCUGGAGCUGACCUGUCUGACUGCCAGGAACCAAUCAGAAGCGCCGCCUCCCUGUCUGAUGAGCCUGAGGUUGGCUCUGUUCUGGAUGGAGCGGCUGCCAUGCAGCAGACCUGUCCCCAAGGGCCUUGGAGUGGAGACUUGAGCUCCUACGUGUCACAGGUGCAAGAUGGAAAGACACAGCUGCAGCCAAGCACCCUGGUGACCCACUGUCUGCAGCUGCAGCUGGACCAGCAGUGGGGUCCUGGCUGUGGCUUAGCCAGAAGGAGCCUCCCCUGCGCCCCCUGGAGCCUGGCAGCCAGCGCUGACUCUGGGCUCCAGUGGCUGCUCUUCCCAGGUGGGGAAGGAGUGGGGAACAGGACGCUCUAA